AUGGCCAAGAGAUCAAGAGAGAUAGUUUCCUCGAAGAAAAGGCCUUCGGAAGAAGAGCAUUCUGGCGCUGAGUCGAGCGAUGAUGAGCAAUUGUUGGCCGCUGAUGGUUUAAUUGACAUAGAGGCUGAUGAAAGUGAUGACGACGAGGAAAAUGAAGAGGAAGAGACAUUUUAUGAAACCGCAGAGGACGAGGAGAAUGAGGAAGAGGAUGAGGACUCCGAUGCAGAGUUUAACAGAAUCUUGGCAGAAGAGGAAGAUGGUGAUGACGAAGAGUAUAGCACUGCUGAUUCCGGAGAUGAUACAGCUUCUAUGACUGAUAAGCUUUCUGGUAUCCAACUCAAGACUAUCGCUGAUCCAAAUAUCUAUACAAAAUUUUCUGAUGGUAGGCCGAGAGUGAUCAAGCCGGAGAUCAAUCCAAAGUACGACAGUGAUGACAGUGAUGCUGAAGCUGUGAAUACAAUUGGUAACAUUCCUUUAUCUGCUUACGAUGAGAUGCCGCAUGUUGGUUACAAUAUCAACGGUAAGAGGAUUAUGAGGCCUGCCAAGGGUUCAGCGCUUGAUCAGUUACUUGACUCCAUCGAAUUGCCCGAAGGUUGGACAGGUCUUUUGGAUAAGGAUUCAGGUGCUGGAUUGAAUCUAACCGAGGAAGAAUUGGAUCUAAUCUCUAGAAUUCAGAAAAAUGAGCAAACAGACGACAACACCAACCCAUACGAACCACUAAUCGACUGGUUUACCAGACAUGAGGAAGUUAUGCCUUUGUCAGCCAUGCCAGAACCAAAGAGAAGAUUCGUUCCAUCAAAGAAUGAAGCAAAGAGGGUUAUGAAAAUUGUUAGAGCCAUCAGAGAAGGUAGAAUCAUCCCACCAAACAAAUUGAGAGAAUUGAAGGAAGCUGAAUCUGCUGCCGAUUAUAAGUAUGAUUUGUGGGGCGAUUCGAAUGAGAGCACCGACCAUGUUAUGACACUCAGAGCCCCAAAGCUACCUCCACCAACUAAUGACGAAAGUUACAACCCUCCAGCAGAGUACUUAAUGUCUCCAGAGGAGAAGGAAGCAUGGAACAAUGCUGAUCCAGAAGAUAGAGAAAAGAAUUUUGUUCCUCAGAAGUACUCGGCCUUGAGAAAGGUCCCUGGCUACACUGAAGCCGUUAGAGAGAGAUUUGAAAGAUCAUUGGACUUAUAUCUAGCUCCUCGUGUGCGUAAGAAUAAACUGAAUAUUGAUCCUGAAUCCUUAAUCCCUAAGUUGCCAUCUCCAAAAGAUUUGAGACCAUUUCCUAUUCGUUGUUCCACCGUGUACUCUGGACACGAGGGAAGAAUACGUUCCCUCUCAAUCGAUCCUUCAGGUCUAUGGUUAGCAACUGGUUCCGAUGAUGGUACGGUGAGAAUUUGGGAAAUUUUGACCGGUAGAGAAGUUUACAAAGUGACCUUAAUCGAUGUUAAGGAGAACCAAGACGAUCACAUCGAGUGUUUGGAGUGGAAUCCUGAUAAGGAUACCGGUAUACUGGCUGUUGCAGCUGGAGAAAAUAUCUACCUCAUUGUACCUCCAAUCUUUGGUUUUGAUAUCGAAAACCAUGGUAAGACUCUCAUUGAGAAUGGUUUUGGUUUCGACACCUUUGGUUCUCAAAAGAAAUCCAACUUACAAGUGGAUAGUGAAGACGAAGAUAGAGAGUCUAUAAAAGCGGUCAACAAGACUGUGGCACAAUGGAAUAAACCAUCUCAAGCUCAACAGGAGAAGGAUAUCUCUAUUGUUAUCACAUGUAAGAAGAGUGUGAAGAAAUUAUCAUGGCACAGAAAAGGUGACUAUUUUGUCACUGUUCAACCAGAUUCUGGUCAUACUUCCGUAUUGAUCCAUCAAUUGUCGAAGCAUUUGACUCAGUCACCUUUCAAGAAAUCGAAGGGUAUCACCAUGGAUGCCAAAUUCCACCCAUUCAGACCACAACUAUUCGUUUGUACACAAAGGUACAUCAGAAUCUAUGAUCUUUCGCAGCAAGUAUUGUUGAAGAAGCUAUUACCGGGUGCGCGCUGGCUAUCAGAGUUUGAUAUUCACCCCAGAGGUGACAACGUUAUAGCGUCUUCGUUCGACAAGAGAGUGCUAUGGCACGAUCUUGACCUAGCAAGUACGCCUUACAAGACUCUCAGGUACCACGACAAAGCCGUAAGAAGCGUGAAGUUUCACAAGAAACUUCCUCUAUUUUGCUCGGCCGCCGACGAUUGUAGCAUUCAUGUUUUCCAUGGCGCUGUCUAUGACGAUAUGAUGAAGAACCCACUGAUAGUUCCACUAAAAAAACUGACAGGUCACAAGGUAACCAACAACCUAGGUGUUUUGGCCACCGUGUGGCAUCCCAGGGAAGCGUGGUUGUUUUCUGCCGGUGCAGACAACACAGCUCGUCUUUGGACAACUUGA
Torulaspora delbrueckii is the source of this 2397-nucleotide messenger RNA. It is a transcript of the gene ERB1, whose product is annotated as ribosome biogenesis protein ERB1. The transcript has a single exon. Gene Ontology annotation, biological process: ribosome biogenesis; maturation of LSU-rRNA from tricistronic rRNA transcript (SSU-rRNA, 5.8S rRNA, LSU-rRNA). Gene Ontology annotation, cellular component: preribosome, large subunit precursor; PeBoW complex. The record is from RefSeq and is a predicted model, not a curated record. NCBI's taxonomy places the organism in Eukaryota, Fungi, Ascomycota, Saccharomycetes, Saccharomycetales, Saccharomycetaceae. Bases 1 to 2397 code for a protein of 798 amino acids. Gene Ontology annotation, molecular function: ribonucleoprotein complex binding; protein binding.